Synchiropus splendidus (mandarinfish) is the source of this 3486-nucleotide messenger RNA. It is a transcript of the gene nr2c2, whose product is annotated as nuclear receptor subfamily 2, group C, member 2. Gene Ontology annotation, biological process: positive regulation of transcription by RNA polymerase II; cell differentiation; positive regulation of embryonic development. Lineage: Eukaryota; Metazoa; Chordata; Actinopteri; Syngnathiformes; Callionymidae. The record is from RefSeq and is a predicted model, not a curated record. Gene Ontology annotation, molecular function: RNA polymerase II cis-regulatory region sequence-specific DNA binding; nuclear receptor activity; zinc ion binding. Bases 198 to 2069 code for a protein of 623 amino acids. The transcript is spliced from 15 exons.
UCGCGCCUGGGGUGGUGGAGGAGGCGCGCGGGGCCGCGAGAGAGGAAGGAAAAAAACCUCCUCUCGCUGCGGUGCGGGGUCACGAACUAUGACCCUUCGCAGGAGGACCACACAUUUUAUUUAGGGAAUAACGCACCGGCUCUGCUCUGUCGUGCCACUCGAAGUGACGGAGACUUCACUAAUGACCUUAUAUCAUCAUGACAGCCAACCUGAAUCUGCUCUCACAGCAGAAUGUAGACUUUAAGCAUGAGGCAGAGGUAUCACCUUCCCCAUCAGACUCAAAGAGUCAGUCACCGCAACGCUUUCAAGUCAUUUCUGCUGAUGGUGUUGCAACGCCGCAGCAAAUCCAGAUUGUAACAGACCAACAGACAGGGCAGAAGAUUCAGAUUGUGACUGCUAUGAGCCCGUCCAGUGCUCCCAAACAACAGUUUAUUCUGACCACAGCAAAUGGCUCUGGUGGAGGAAAGGUCAUUCUUGCUUCACCAGACAGCCACAACCCCAAGCAGCUGAUUUUCACUUCGGCUGACAGUCUGAUACCAGGAAGGAUACAGAUUGUCACUGAUCCUUUAUCAAUGGAACGGUUGCUAGUACAGCCUGGGGAUUUGAACCGACCGCAGCCUGCAGAGUACUGUGUUGUGUGUGGAGACAAGGCCUCAGGUCGCCACUACGGCGCCGUCAGCUGUGAGGGAUGUAAAGGCUUCUUCAAGCGUAGUGUGAGGAAGAAUCUGACCUACAGCUGCCGAAGCAAACAGGACUGUGUCAUUAACAAACACCAUCGCAACCGUUGCCAGUUCUGUCGGUUGCGGAAAUGUCUGAAGAUGGGAAUGAAGACUGAUUCGGUCCAGAGUGAGAGGAAGCCAAUUGAAGUGGUACCCCGAGAGAAGCAUGCCAACUGUGCCGCCUCCACCCAGAAGAUCUAUAUUCGCAAAGACCUUAACAGCCCCCUAAUUGCUACGCCGACCUUUAUCUCCGAUGCAGAAAUGGAUGGCUCCAGAUCCAGCCUGCUGGACCAGGGGAUGCUGGUCAACAUCCAGCAGCCCAUCAUGAACAGUGAUGGAACUCUGCUGCUAGCAUCAGACCAUAAGAUGGAUCCUGGCCAGGGAGAUUUGGGGACCCUGGCGAACGUGGUGACCUCCUUGGCCCACUUGAGCGAUUCAUUAAGAGAGAACCUGAGCAACGGCGAUACCUCAGACUGCCACCAGGACGAGCAAAAAGCCAGCGACAUAACUCGUGCCUUCGACACCUUGGCCAAAGUGUUCAAUCCACCUGAGAUGGACAAGACAGAGUGUGUCAGCGGGACAACAAUUCAGCUGAUCGGCCGGGACCAGGACACUCCCAUCAUCGAGGUGGAAGGUCCUCUGCUGACAGACAGCCAUGUCAGCUUCAAGCUGACCAUGCCAAGCCCCAUCCCCGAAUAUCUCAACGUCCACUACAUCUGUGAGUCAGCGUCCAGGCUCCUCUUCCUCUCCAUGCACUGGGCACGAUCCAUCCCUGCCUUCUCCUCUCUUGGUCAGGAGGCCAACACCAGUUUGGUGCGAGCCAGUUGGAAUGAGCUGUUCACUCUGGGACUGGCUCAGUGCGCUCAUGUGAUGAACCUGUCCACCAUCCUGACGGCCAUCAUCAACCACCUGCAGAGCAACAUCCAGGACGAGAAACUUUCAGGGGAGCGGGUGAAGCAGGUGAUGGAGCACAUUUGGAAGUUCCAGGAGUUUUGCAACAGCAUGACGAAGUUGGAAACCGACAGCUAUGAAUAUGCUUAUCUGAAAGCCAUCGUGCUGUUCAGUCCUGAUCACCCUGGGGUGGACAGCAGUGGGCAGAUUGAGAAGUACCAGGAGAAAGCUUUGAUGGAGCUCCAGGACUACGUGCAGAAAACAUACCCCGAUGACACCUACAGAUUGACUCGCAUCCUGACUCGACUGCCAGCGCUGCGCCUCAUGAACUCCAACAUCACAGAGGAGCUCUUCUUCACCGGUUUAAUAGGCAACGUCUCCAUCGACAGCAUCAUUCCCUACAUCCUGAAGAUGGAGACAGCAGAGUACAACAGUCAGGACUGUGACAUCUCAGACUGAACCCUCCGUCAUCACUCUGAACGACACUUGGAAUGUUUUCAAAACCUGAAGUCUCAUCUCACAUAAGGACGCUUUUAAUGAAGAUAACAAUUCCCUGUUGUAAACUAACUACAUCUGUUUCAUAAGGUGUAUUUACAUUUAUCGCUCUUAAUAUGUUUGUAUAUUUAUUUCAAAGACAGAAAGGCAGUCAUCGAUCCAGACAGAAACGGUUAUACACAUUCACUUUAAAUCCAAGUAUUUAUUUCAGCCAAUGCUGUAAACAUUGUAGACGUCAAUUAAUCCAAGAAGCUAAACUUUGUUCAGCAUGUUUUUACUUAAAUCAAUCUAACAAAUAGCUGGCAGCACAAGUCAGGUACCAAGAUGAACUUUAUUUUCUAACAAACCUCACUAAUAUUUGUCUGUCACCGGCCGAGCUUUUUAUACAGAAUCUCAGAGAUCUAGCUGUUUUUAAAAUGUGUCGGUACAUUUUUAUGUUCAGACUGAACUGCUUACGCCCCCCUGUGCAGUCAUGUCAUGACUUCAUGAAUGACAAUCAAAUAUGUUUGUCCAUUUCUCCGUCAUGAUUGUAAGUCUCUUUGUGUAUUUAUUGAGGGCAAAGUAGUGUUUCCAGAGCCUUCACUAACAUGUAGCAAGGCUACUCUUUUUCUACUUGAGUUUGUGUGCAACUCAGCUUGUGCUACUUGGUGACUUAACUUUAUCUGUUUUUUAAAAAACUUCAGUCUUUGCUUGUUGCAUACUAAGUGUACUUAAAAUUGGGACAGGAUUCCCAUAUUGAAGAAGAACUUUUCUACCGGUCAGUGAGUGUCGUCACUGACACCCCGAUGAGGCUAUGCACUUGUGGAAAAUGUCAGAAUGAGCCUCUGUGUCUGAGACUGAGGUAGACCUCAAUGUUAAAUAUGUAUUGGUAUGUGUUGCAUUGUUUAGGUUCAAAACCUAAAGUGUAAAGGCGCCGCUGUGUAACGGUCUUUGUACAUGUAAUUUCAUUAAAUGAGUGCAUGUUGUUUUUAAAACAGUUUUAUACUCCUGUCGGUGUCUGCCCUGCAGAGAACAAUUGUUUUCAUUUUUAUAGUGCAUUGCCGUGCAUGACGAUGUUGCUUAAGUGCAUUUUAUUAAAUGCUAUAUGAAAAAUAUUGAUUAAAUGUUGUGGCUUUACCAUAUUUACCUUAAGGAGCUAUGUGAAAGAACAUUUCAUUUCAGCAUUGUGGUUGCAGAAGGCUCACUUCAAGAUUGUCUGAAUGUCAUUUGUCUCUUUUCUGUAAAAAAAAAAAUGUAUUCUUCAGAUACAUUUCAACAAUAUUCAUGUGCAGAAUCUUACAUUUCUACCUCACUCCAAUGAACAUUUGAUAGCUACUUGUGUCUGCAUUCCAGACUCAAAGGUUCUCAGAAGAAGCAGCACAUUAUUGACAAAUAAACAUCA